This is a messenger RNA of Vespa crabro (European hornet), 4114 nucleotides long. RefSeq names its product DNA primase small subunit-like. The record is from RefSeq and is a predicted model, not a curated record. The coding region runs from base 30 to 1232 and encodes 400 amino acids. The transcript has 8 exons. Lineage: Eukaryota; Metazoa; Arthropoda; Insecta; Hymenoptera; Vespidae. Gene Ontology annotation, cellular component: alpha DNA polymerase:primase complex. Gene Ontology annotation, biological process: DNA replication, synthesis of primer.
AAAAAAUAAAGCUUUGACAAUUAGCUUUAAUGAGUACGUGCAACGAAAAUAUUUACAAAUAUCUUGAUAUUUAUUAUGAAAUAUUAUUUCCAUACGAAGAGCUAUGUACUUGGUUAGGUUAUGGAGACGUCGCCACCAUAUCAUUUAGAGAAUUUUCAUUGAGACUAUUAAAUCAAUUGUUCAUUAGAAAUAAAUCUUUUCCAAUUCCUAGUCAGAUGAAGGCAACUAUUCUUAAGGAACUUCCAAUAGCAAUAAAUAUUGGAGCGAUAUACAACACGCCUCCGCGCUGCAAAAGUAUAGCAAAGUUCUUUGUCGAGAAGGAACUGGUCUUUGAUGUAGAUAUUUCUGACUACGACGACGUGAGGACGUGCUGCAAGGGAUCUGAUAUCUGUACAAGAUGUUGGAAGUACAUUGUUAUCGCCUGCAAAAUAUUAAAUAUAUGUUUAAGACAUGAUUUUGGUUACGAUCAUAUACUGUGGAUCUUUUCUGGAAGAAGAGGAAUACAUUGUUGGGUUUGCGAUAAAGCUGCCAGAAUAUUGAAUCAAGGUAAACGCAAUGGGAUAUUGAACUAUAUGCGACAUGAAACGUUAAAGUGUUUCAUCAACGAGGACCAUUUCGAAAUAAGAAAGUUGAAUUAUUACGACAGGCGCGUUCUUGCGAUCAUAGAGCCUGAAUUUAUACCUUUAUGCAUCGUAGAUCAAAAUCUACUUGGUACGGAGGAGGGAGUCGAUUAUUUUCUGGCUCUACUUCCCGAUAACGAGGCACAGACAGACGUCAAGCAGUUAUUUAAUGAUCGCAUAAGCAGUAUCGAUAGAUGGAACUCAUUUACCGAAUAUCAUAAAAAUAUGAUUAAUUCCGGCAUACAUUAUUGGAAGGGACUGGAGGAAUAUCCAGAUCAUGUAAAGUUGCACUAUUGCGGUCCAAGAUUUGAUAGGAAUGUAACGGAGGGUACAACGCAUUUGUUGAGAUGCCCAUUUUCUGUGCACAAUGAAACUGGCAAAAUCGUUAUACCGUUCGAUUUAGCCGAAGUAGAAAAGUUUGAUCCGUCGGCCAUUCCUACGAUAAAACAGUUGAUUACCGAAAUUAAUAUUCUAAGGAGAAAUCGGUCGAUCGAAGGAGACGUAGGUUAUGCAAGUGAUUAUCACGAGACUAGUUUAAGGAAACCUAUGGAUAUUUUUCAAAGAUUUGUAAAACGAGUAAUACAGACAAAGUCAAAUUAUAAUCAAUAUUAAAUGAAGUUUAUCGUUAAACCGGUUGUGGAGUAUACUUAAAUGGAACUUUUCCUCUGCAUUUCUAUUCGCCUUUAUCCCCAAAGUAUAUCGUCAUCGUUUUGCAGAGAUAUUUUCUCACGUGUCCUUAGGGCCCUUAAUGGUUAGCAAAGAAUAGAUCAAUUAAAAGGUCUCUCUUCUCAAGACUUUUAUUCUCAAAUGUUCUCAAGGGUGAAUUUGCAUCAUCGUCGUUGGACGAUCACUUUUUGUUUUCAGCGUAUAGCAUAUAGCACAUGGCACAUACAUUGUUGGAUUAUAUAGCACUAGGAACGGCCAAGAUGGCAGGGACAACGAGAAAAAGUUUAUUGGAUGUGGUGGAAAAAAAUUUAAAGAUUAUUAACUAUAGUACAUACAUAACACGAUUCUCAUAUUUUGGAGAAUAUUUUCAUAGUUCGGAAGAACUCCAAGAGGUUGCCCUAAAUGAUAUUUUGGCCCGAUAUACAUUGCUCAUAAAGACCCGUUAAACUUUGAUGAACUUUUUUUACCCUGCAUUUCUUACAGGUAAUGAAAAGGAUCGUCAAAGGACUGCACGGUAAUUUGAACGAAAAUCUCGUAACCGGUUUGUUACUCAUUUAUCCAAGAUUUUACAUACAUCUGUUGGAGGUACGUAAAAUUGCAAAAUUGUGAUAAACGAAACUGAACAAAAAAAAAAAACAAAAAAAAAAAAAAAGAAAAGAAAAACAAAGGAACAGCACAAUAAAAUCGCCACAAGUUUGGCGUGUGUGAAGGUUAUUAAAAAAAGACUUGGGAAAGGAGAUGAGAGAUGAAAGGACAGGAAUGAUGGGAGAGAUAAGGAGAUGACAUAAGGAGAUGCGCACUCAUUCCGAGUAACUUAAUUCGAUAAGUUUAUGUAAAUAGGCGCCGGAAGACAUAAUUUACAUGCAUGUCAAAGGCAUCUGUGAGAAUAAGAACGGAGAAGAAAAAUUUGGUAAGGCUAUUGUUUUACCGACGUAUCAUCACGUUAAUCACGUGAGUUAUCAACGUAAAAGGCAAGGCGCCUGCAUAGCUUUGUUAUAGCUUUGUUAUAGCUUUGUUAUAGCUUUGUUAUAGCUUUGUUAUAGCUUCUGUUUUCCUUCCAUUGUUCUCGUAGAGAUUUUUCAUCGAUUGGUUUCACGUUUACACGCUGGCACCUAGCUUAUUGGAAAGGAUAGAAAAGCAAACGCUAGAGGAUAUCAAAAGACAAAUUUCAAAUUGCUGCAUGAAAUUAUAUCAUCUGUGUGACUAUAUAUCAAGAGUAAUGCGCGACGAUAUACAAUUUGGCCAGCUACGUCGGACAAUAUGCCUCGUUAUGGCGCGUUGGAGAAAUGCGUCGAUCGAGAAAAAGGCGAAGAUCCAAUGAGGAAGAAAACAUAGACUUGCGUAAUGUUCAAUUUGACGAUAUCAUCGAACGUGUUUUAUUUUCUAUUAUGUUAGUUAUAUCACGACGAGAAACCUAAGUAGGAGACUUUUCGAGCCUUGUGAAAUUUUUUGCGUUAACAUUUACGAGUUGAAAAUAAACGAUCAGAGUUAUUAUUCAUCGUAUCGUCAACAUUUACGACCGAACUCGAACAUGCGAAAGGACGAACAAAGUUCGUCCUUUUAUUUGGUGCGUAUCUCUGUGUGUUUUCUUUGAUUUCGUGUAAAAUUUCUUACAAGGAUAAAUUACGCAUUUUCCAAUUUAUCAAUCACUAACGUGUACAUAUGUCGAUAGUACAUUCGAUUAUGUACCAACAUCAAUUCCAUCAAUGGCAAUAAUAAUUAACAAUUCAUUUAGUAAACAUUAUAUAGUCAGAUUUCUCAGAGAUAUAACUUAAUGUCUAGCGAUCGAAAGAACACAUUCACGUAGAAGUUUAGAGAAAAGUUCAGUUUCGACGUUAUUUUAUUAACAAAUGACUCUGGCGGAAAGACAGACGCUUUCUCAGCUAUGUACCUAAACGCCGUAUAAACUUUAUUCGGACCUUUCAGCUUCAACUUUUCUCUCUCCCCUCUUUCUUUUUUAUCCUUUUCACUGCUUCAAAUAUUUUUCUGUUACUCGCUUCAAAGUUGGUAUUUACAAGACGAAGCAAAAUGUCAUCCACUUUCUAUGCAUCCCCUUAAUCUUAAAUCGCGGAAAUGGAAAUCGAUUUAUUUUCUUUCUACGUUAGAACAUAGGUAACGUACCGUCGUCGUAUCGCCGGCGCCGGUAACGAAAUCGAUAAUCGACGAAAGCCAUACACUCGCACAUUUUGCUCUUUUAUACAAAUUUGCAGAUCUACAGGAAGGAACCACGGUUGAAACGCGGCUGAAACGCGACAGCCCUCCUCGUCGCGUGACGCAGAGGGUGUGUAUUCGCACGGCCGGGCAUAUUCGUCCUUAUAACGAUUAACGAUACGUUCAGUUAUAAUACAUGGGAGAGGCAACGAGAAAUGUGACCUCCGGUGAUACAUUAGAUUUCCAACAAGAUUUUCUUAAGCAUCGAAACAGGCAGUAAUUUUUAGGACUAUCGCAAUUACGUACCACGAGUGACAGACUUAACUUAAUUAAAUCGGCAUUCAUCUAAUUUGAAGAGUUAAGAUAAAGAUUCAUUCUUCUUUUUUUUCCCCUUCUUUAUAAAACAACGCUCAUAUUUGUGUGUCGUUAGUACGGUUACUCGCAAAACGGGGGAAAUGUUAUUUUCUUUUAAAGACAUUAUCAUACAGAUAGUUAACGUUACAAUAAAAUCCAGAAUAUUGUAGACUGAAAGAAACCAGGGGACUUGCUUUGACUGUUUUCGUCGUCGUCAACGUCGUCGUUCGUUUUCUUUUUUCCUUUUUUUUCUUUUUUUCCCCUUUUUCUUUUUUUUUUUUUUUUUUUUUUUUGUUCGAACGCGUUAUUCCUUUACACACACA